Molecule: messenger RNA, 2241 nt
Organism: Miniopterus natalensis
Lineage: Eukaryota; Metazoa; Chordata; Mammalia; Chiroptera; Miniopteridae
Source: RefSeq, a predicted model, not a curated record
CAGGCCAGGACCAGAAGUUCAUGUCUGUACCCGAGGGUCACUCCGGCAGCAGCGGCCAGGGGAGUGGGGAAGAGCGUAGACCCACAGCACUGAGCCAGAGGAGCCUGCGGUCUGUGUCUGUCCCCAGGUGCGGUCAGGAUGGGCCCCAAGGGCAAGCAGAGCCUCUGGCCCGGGCCGGCCCCCGUGGGAGGGCCAUGCCUCCUCCUCUUCCUCUGCCUGCGCUUGGGCACCUCCUGCCCGCAGAGCUGCCGGUGCCCCGACCACGAUGGGGCCGUGGCCGUCCACUGUAGUGCAAGCGGCUUGCAGGAGAUCCCCAAGGACAUCCCCGCCAAUGCCGUGUUCCUGAAGCUCGAUGCCAACAAAAUCGCCCGCGUCCCCAACGGAGCCUUCCAGCACCUGAGCCAGCUGAGAGAGCUGGACUUGUCUCAGAACGCCAUCGAGACCAUUGGCCCUGCCGCCUUCUCCGGCCUGGCCGGGGGCCUGCGGCUGCUGGACCUGUCCCACAACCGCAUCCGCAGGAUCCCCAAGGACGCCCUGGGCAAGCUCAGCGCCAAGAUCCGCCUGUCCCACAACCCCCUGCACUGCGAGUGUGCCCUGCAGGAGGCCCUGUGGGAGCUGAAGCUGGACCCCGACUCGGUGGACGAGAUCGCCUGCCACACCUCAGUUCAGGAGGAGUACGUGGGGAAGCCACUGAUCCAGGCCCUGGACGCUGGCGUCAGCUUCUGCAGCACCCACCACAAGACCACCGACGUGGCCAUGCUGGUCACCAUGUUUGGCUGGUUUGCCAUGGUGAUCACCUACAUUGUGUACUAUGUGCGCCAGAACCAGGAGGAUGCCAGGAGGCACCUGGAGUACCUAAAAUCUCUGCCCAGCACCCCAGUGUCUAAGGACCCCCUCAGCCCUGCACCCUAGUGCCCACUGAGUGCCAUCACUCUGUGGCAGGUGGUGACUGACUCGUGCUUUGAGAUUCCCCCAGCCAGGUGGCAGUCACAGCUCCUUCUGUGCAGUGCACACUCUGGCCAAACACUUCCCUGAAUUGCACUGAGUCACUCAGCACCCUUGGAGUCAGGCAGUGUCACCAUCAGACCCUCCAGCGGAGGAAGAGACUGGAGCUUAGAGAAUGGACUGACUUGCCCUUGGUGACACAGUCAGGAAACGAUCCAAUUGGGGCUUAAAAUCAGGCCUAUUACGAUGUCCCUUCUACUCUGCGAGCCUCUCCCCGUGGUGCCCACGGGAGCGAAUGCAUUCAGAAAAGGAAGGACUUGUGUCCGUGAGUGUGAGUGUCCCCGGUGGGGAGGUUUGGGGUGCAGAUUCAUCUGUGGAGGUCACAGGUGACCCUACACUGAGGACCUGACUCACCACUGUCCCCCUGGUAUGUCCUGAGCACAUUUGACCACAGGACUCUUUCCAGAGCAAAGUUGUAGAGGCCAGGUUUUCCAGAAAGUGCGGUGAAUGAAAGGCGUUACUCACACUAACCUCUGACCAACCGUGUUCGUUCUCAGAGUGUUGGUGAGGAGUCACACUUGUACCCAAAUUUCAGCCGAGUGAGAGGGGAAAACCCCGAAACCUGAUACCAAAACACCAUGGAGAGAGACGGGAGAACACGUCCUGCCUGCCCGAUUCCCACAGCUCUGUGUGGUCCGUGGGAAGGCCCGUCACCUCUGGUCGCCACCGUGCCUUGCUUUUCUACUCACCAACGCCUAAAGCAGCUCCUGUCAAAGGACAGGACUGAUGCUUGAUGUUUCAAGGCCAGUAAGCGGGACUCCUCCUUUUCUCCAACCUCCAACAACAGGUCCCCCCUCCACCUUUGCUGCCUGGGCUCUCAGAGCUAACCGAGUGCUCGAUUUUCUCACCUAUAUAACUUCAUGUCCAGGGUAGACGUUACCUCCACCUAUAUGACUCUGGCUCAUCUUUCCAGUUUUAUCUGUCGCUGUCUUUUGUAUGAGCACUUAUAUUUUACACUACUUCCGAUGUUGUCGGGGGAAGCAAAUAGGGAUACAUUGCUAUGAACUGCAGGUACAAAGGACAGAAGCCUCGUCGAGCAGAAGCUCAGAGACGAUGAACAUGGCGGGUUUGUACUUGGAAAGUACCGAGUGACUGGAGGUGGGAAACGGAUGUGGGGUCACAUGUACGCGUUGAUCCGGAGACCCAGCGGCUGCACCAGAGACCCACAAGGCUCGUCCAAACACGGCUGUGAUUUCUCAGUCACCGUGCAUUAAAAAGAAACCAACAGGUUCCAAA